CCGGGUGCAGAGAAGGCAACAGCCCAGAAUCCCUUCCACCGCCGCCUCCCUCUCUCUCGUCUGCGCGUGGAAAGUUGUGGGACAAUGUCUUAGGUAUUGCAUUUUUUUUCUUUUCUUUUUUUUUUGCGUGACAGUCGGCGCGCACGGGCGAUUUUUUAACGGCUGGUGAAUUUACCACUAUAUGGAAAAGAAAAGGAAGAAGAAGAAGAAAGCAGCUGCGAGCACCCGUGUGACCACUUAGGGAAAGCAGAAAUUGACGGGGAUUGAUUUGUCAUCCUUGGUGAAAAUUUUGCAGUCACAUGCCAGCAUCGGAUGAGACCGCGGCGCCGCGUCCUGUGCAUUGAGAGAAAUGGUGGUGCCGCGCGGAAUACGGCAGUUUUGUUCUAAAUGGGGAACUGCUCGCAGAGGAUAGAUACCGUGCGAAGUUGUGCCGCUCUCUGCUGAAGGAGUUAUCCGUUCGGCUUCACCCGAAUAGACACGAGUCCGCGGAGAGACAUGGGGCCGCUCCAGUGCGUGAGGAUCAGCGCGCUGCUCCUGUGCGCAGUGGUGGACGGCAAGGUGAUCCUGGAGGGCCUGCAGAGGUACGGCCCCACGCCAAUCUAUCUGCCUGUCAGUUACCAGAUCCUCAAUGCGGAGUCAGCGUUCUUUUUACAGGAGGCAAACCAGGACUUAAUGAGGAACUCCAGCCUGCAGGCUCGAACGGAGUCCUUUUUCAUUCACCAGGCCCGGCAGAUGCCCUUUGUCAACGCUAGCUACGGACCGCUGUCCGUCCAGCAGCCGGUCCCUCUGGACAUGCUGCAGACGCUGCCAGGGCCAUUUAACACGCCCUCCUUCUCUUCGGCGCCGGUGCCAACAUCAGCGUCGUCGUCGCCCCUCUUCACAUUCAACUGGAAGGUCCACACGUAUAUAAUCAGUGAGCGCAUUCACCCAAGCUGGCCCAAGGUCCAGGUGCUGUUCUACAUCGCCGGCAGGGACUGGGACGACUACAGCGCCAUCCACAAGCUACCCUGCAUCAGGAUGUUUGCGUUUCACGAGACCCAAGAGGUGCGCGGGACAUGCAGGAUAAAAGGGGAGCUGGGGAUAUGCGUCGCCGAGCUGGAGCCCCUGGCCAGCUGGUUCAGCCCGCCCACCAUCAGGCCCGGCAGGCAGAGGGUCUCCGAGCAGGCCCAGGGAACCCCCGUGGAGCUCUACUACAUGGUUCAGACCACGGACAGCGGCGACUGCAGCUCGGAGGAUUCAAGGAAGGGCAGCUCCGUUCACACGGACCAGCAGAGGCCGCUGGGCUAUUUUGCAGGGCACACGCCCAUGCAGCGCAUCGGGAGUGUCAGGCUGUUUCAGCCACUCUCUGAGCUGAAGCUGGACAACAACUUUGUGGUGAUGGCGCCAUCCAAGCCCAUUCGGCAGAGAGAAACGGUGUCAACGUUUCUGGCCCUGUCCACGCUGUCUUCGGUGCAGAUUUUCACCCUCAGGGUCAAGCUGAAAGACGGCGUGGCAUUCCUGGGAGCCAGAGCCAAUAACCCGGUAAUGUGGACGGUGAGUCAGGAUGUCAGAAGUGAAGGUCACAGGGUCGUCACCCUGCACUGUCACAGAAAGGAGAACAGUUUCGGCCAAAGAGUGGAGGCGGCGGGCUACCAGCGCGUGCUGCAGGUGGACCUGGAGGUGAACGGGCUGAUGGUGACUCAGGGGAUCAGGGAGGUGACGUGGCAGGUGGAGUAUCCACUCACCCGCACCCUGUCCAACGAGGUGCAGACCCUCAUCCGACUGGCACCGCAGGACCUGGGCGGCAUCGUGCCACUAGCCAUGGACACAGAGAUCCUCAACACGGCCGUCCUCACCGGGCGCACAGUCGCAGUCCCAGUGAAGGUGGUCACCGUGGGGACGGACGGAGCAGUCUCUGACGUUACAGAGUCGGUGGAGUGCAAGUCAACAGACGAGCAGGUUAUUAAGGUGUCCGAACGCUGUGACUACAUCUACGUCAACGGAAAGGAGACGAGAGGAAAGAGCAGGGUGACGCUCAACUUCACCUACAGUUUCCUGAGCGCGCAGCUCGAGAUGAGCGUAUGGAUCCCCCGCCUGCCCUUAGCCAUCGACGUGGCCGACCCCGAGCUCAGCCAGAUUAAAGGCUGGAGGGUUCCCGUUACUGUGGCCAACAGGAGGUACGAGAGGGUCACCGAUAACAAGGAUAAUGCAGAGGGAGCGGAGGAGAGGGCGGAGAGCGCCUGCGUCGCCCAGUACCAGAGCACCACUCUGCGUGUCCUCACGCACUUCGUGGCGGACAGCGGAGAAAUCCGAGGGGCCAUGGAGGAGGAGGGACUGGGCCAGCAGAACUUCCUGCUGGGCAGCGACUGGCAGGUGGACGUGACGCAGCUGGUCAAGGAAUCUCUGAGGGUGCAGGACCCGAAGGUCGCCCAGCUGCUGGAUGGUCAAGUCCUAAUCGGACAGAGCGCCGGAACCACUAAACUACAGGUGCUGUCCCCUCUGACGUCGUCGGUCAUGGCUGAGAGGAGCAUCAGGGUGGUGGACGAUAGAGUGAGCGUGACAGAGCUCGGGGUGCAGUUGGUAUCUGGGCUCUCUCUGUCCCUCCAACUCAGCCCUGGAAGCAACCGGGCCAUAGUCGCCACUGCAACAACACAGGAAGUGAUUGAAUCUCUCAAACAGGAGUCCCUUAUCAGUGCUUGGCUCCAGUUCAGUGACGGAUCCAUGACUCCGCUAGACAACUACAACCCUGCCCAUUUCACACUAGCUGCCACCUCUUUGGAUGAACGGGUUGUGUCGGUGCAGCACAAUGCAUCGUGGAAGUGGCCCAUCAUUGUUGCCAAGGGCGAAGGGCAGGGUUUGCUUGUGCGUGUUGAAAUGAGCCAAUCCGAAGUGUGCCAGAAGGGCAGACGACAUAAUAUUUUAGCUACCGGAAUGGCAAACAUACAGGUAAGGUUUGGCCAGCAAGAGGAGCAAUACAGACAACCAGGAGACCGGCGAACACGGCCUGAUCCUCCGUAUUAUGGAGGAUCCAUCUCUGAUAUAGAAACUGGGUUAAUUAACCGUGGAGCCACUACCAUCAGGGGCCAUGUUCCUAUGAGGCCUAAUGGUGGCCGUCUAUCAGCAGACAGUGGAGCAAGGGUCCCAAAUGAAUUCUCUGAAUAUCCGAAUCAGGCUGACCUGCCACGGAGUCGCAGUACUGAUGAGGACUUGUUGCCAUCUCGACGGGGACUGACAGACCUGGAAAUUGGUAUGUACGCCCUGCUGGGAGUCUUCUGCCUGGCCAUCCUGGUUUUUCUAAUUAACUGCAUCUCUUAUGCAUACAAGUACCGUAGCAAGCACUUGUCCCUGGAGGCCCCGGAGACCAUGCCCCAUGCCCACGACUGGGUUUGGCUUGGCCAAGAUGAGGGGUUAUGUUUGCAGCAGCAGCAACAGGAUGAGCUUGGCGGCACCCUGGAGGAAGGUAGUCAACUACUGAAUGGAGGCAUCCAGCGAGGUAACUCCGGUGGAGGAGGAUGUAGUUCAAGCGGGAGGGAUCACCGGAAUGAGUCACUUAACUCACCCACCACCAAGAGAAAGAGGGUGAAGUUCACCACUUUUUCUAGCAUCAAGUCCAGUAAUGGAUGUCCAGUGCUCAGCCCAUUAGCACUAGUGCAGACGAGUGAGAUAAAAUGGGUAUGUCCAGACAUCGAGCUUGGGGACUCAAAGGAUCUUAGGGACUACAUGGAAAAGCUUAAUGAGAAUGCUAUUAAGAACAUUGCAUAGGGGGGAACUGGGUGUUUCCAAUGAACUAAAGAGAAACUCACCUGAAUGCCUUCAGAAUACGGAGGGAAGGAGGAACGGAAAAGGAAAGAAAAAGAAAAGAGGGUGAGGAAAACAAAUUGAGGCUGUUGUUGAACUGUACACCUCACCAGGAUCUGCCACGACACUACAGUAUAGUUAAGAAGGAGGGAAAUGUGAAUCUGGUAUUGUUGCUUAACUUAAAUGUAUGUUCUUUGUCUCCACUGAGAUUUAGUUUCCAGGUUAAUUUUUAUGCGGCAUCUACAUUGUUUUCUUUCUUUCUUUCUUUUUUUAAUCACCUUGUUUUAACGUUGUAUUUGUUGUACUUUCUUUGUUUUGUUUCUUUAUAGAGUUUCUGUAUGCCCUGUACCACAUGUCAGCAAUUAUAGAUUCUAGGAGAGAAAACAAUUUUAUAUUGUAUAUAAAAGCAGAUUUGGAGGUAAUAUAUGUAUAGUAACAUUUUGUAAAGUGCAGUUUGGUUUGGUUUAGCUUUUGUUUUGUUUUGUCUCCAGAAACCAGAUCCAUGCAUGAUGUUAUUUAAGAGGAGGCAUGUGUGUCUGAUCUGGUAUGCGCAACGAAAAUGUGUAGAUAACUAUUAUCAGAACCACUGGAGACGUGUCAGUUUAGUAUAAUAAUUGCAUUUGUUUACUGUGGACAAGUUUGGGGUUGGAUUAAGUAUGUUAAUAUUGGUUUAACAGGUUUUAUUAGAUCUCUAUAUUUUCCCUUCUUAUGAUUUAUGACUCCCUUUGACCCAGUGGCAUACUCCACGUAUGUAUGACUACGUCUUUUCGUUCAUAUGACUUCAAACAGCCAAAUAUCACGACUAAAUUAGAACUACACUCAACAGAAAAAAACACAUAAACAGACAAUCACAUAACUAAUGUUUGACCUAAUGUUUUCAUUUAUACACUUUCCAUAAUAAUCUAUCCAGUCUGAAGGUUGUGUGGCAUGGAUUAAUGGGGGAUUAGCAAACACACUUAAUUUCUAAAAUCAGUGUAUAUGACAUUUUGGAUCCCAGAAGAGAAGUCACAACAGUCAACGAACAAAUGAUCAAAACCUGUCCCCUUCACUUCUUAUGUCAUAAUAUGGCAGCAUUAGCCGAGUCCAUCUUUUUCUACUGUAUGUCUGUUUUAAAAUUGGCUGCUGGACUAAUUAAAACUGAAGGUGACUCUUC
Mugil cephalus (flathead mullet) is the source of this 4930-nucleotide messenger RNA. RefSeq names its product transmembrane protein 132C. The transcript has 10 exons. The record is from RefSeq and is a predicted model, not a curated record. Bases 496 to 3741 code for a protein of 1081 amino acids. NCBI's taxonomy places the organism in Eukaryota, Metazoa, Chordata, Actinopteri, Mugiliformes, Mugilidae.